AUGGCCACAGUUCAGGAUGUCAGAACCGUGACGAGCACCGUUGAAAGUCGCGAAUUGCAGCUCAAGAAUGUCGAUGUUACGCCAAGAACAGGUCUUGGCUUGUCAUUGAACGGUACGGAGGUGGCCACGGCAGCCAGAGCAUCGAGUCUUGGAGGCCAAAAAGCACACUCCAUGGUUUUCCAGGCUCUAAAGGACCGUGUCAACAGUGUUAAUCAAGAGGUGUGCGAAGCAGGCGAGGAAAAUUCGUUUUUCGUUUGCGAUUUGGGCGAAGUAGAACGGCUGUACGCCCAUUGGCAUGCGAAAAUUCCCCGGGUGCAUCCAUUCUACGCGGUGAAGUCCAAUCCGAACCCCAAGGUGCUCGAAUUGCUCGCCCAGAUGGGUGCGAAUUUCGAUUGCGCUUCCAAAUCUGAAAUCGAAAUGGUGUUAAACUUGGGCGUGAAUGCGUCACGGAUCAUCUACGCCAACCCGUGUAAGGCUUCGUCGUUCAUUCGUUUUGCGAAGAACAAAGACGUGCGGAAAUCGACGUUCGACAACGUCGAGGAGUUGGCCAAAAUCAAGAAAUACCAUCCUGAAUCAGAACUGCUGCUCCGUAUAGCAACCGACGACUCCACUGCCAAAUGUAGGCUGUCUACGAAAUACGGAUGCGAAAUGGAGAACGUGGAUCGGCUUUUGGCCAGGGUCAAGGAAAUGGGGCUCAACUUGGUCGGUGUAUCUUUCCACAUAGGAUCCGGUGCUUCGGACUUCAGCACUUUCUAUAAGGCCGUUCGUGAUGCCCGCGAAGUGUUUGAUCGUGCCAAAAGCUCGUUUGGGUUUCCAAACGUCCAUGUGUUGGAUGUAGGUGGAGGAUUCCAUCUCGAUACUUUUGACGAGUCCAGCCGCGCCUUGAACAUGGCGCUUGACGAGUUUUUCCCUCCCACGGACGACGUCACCUUGAUUGCCGAGCCUGGUAGAUUUUUCGCCGCUUCGCCCUUCACACUGGCGUGUCACGUCAUUGCCAAGCGCGCCCACAACGAUAAGGAAUCCAUGUUGUACAUCAAUGAUGGCGUGUACGGCAACAUGAAUUGUAUUUUGUUUGACCACCAGGAACCUAUGCCCAAGGUGCUUUACCAUGAUCAACAGUUCCACUACUGGGAAGAAAAGCCGUCAACCUCAUCCGUGAGCUCCCUACACUGUCCGCUGAAAGUCUCGAUUUGGGGACCCACCUGCGAUGGACUGGACUGUGUCACCAAGGAGUAUUAUUUCAAACAUGACAUGGUCGUGGGCGAUUGGUUAUAUUUCACAGCUCUGGGCGCCUACACUUCUUCUGCAGCGACACAGUUCAACGGUUUCGAGCAAGCAGUUGAUGUUUUAUACAUAAACUCUGCGAAUGAGCUGUGA
Lachancea sp. 'fantastica' is the source of this 1377-nucleotide messenger RNA. NCBI's taxonomy places the organism in Eukaryota, Fungi, Ascomycota, Saccharomycetes, Saccharomycetales, Saccharomycetaceae. The record is from the annotation of a GenBank genome assembly.